AUGACACUGAGCAGCAACAGCGCAAUGGUGCUCAUGUCCGCUGUCAUUGACCACACCAUUCCCCACCUUCCUGUUGUCAACACCCCCUCCAUGGCUCCAGCACCAGCUUCUUCUCAGUCCGCCACUGCUAUUGACACUGCCCUUGUUGCUUCCCCGCCUCUACAGCCAUCAAUGCCUCUUACCCCUCGGCUGGUGCAACCCACCCCACCACCUCUACAUCUGCCACUUCUGGGGCUGCACUGGCCGCUGUGGUUGCCCCCAAAAAUCCGGAUUGGCAUAUUUUCCGAUUGGCAAUCCACCUCCCCCCAUAUCAUUGGGGAGGCCAUUGAGGCUGGAGCAGUGGAAAUUUUGCCUUGA
Molecule: messenger RNA, 357 nt
Organism: Serpula lacrymans var. lacrymans S7.9
Lineage: Eukaryota; Fungi; Basidiomycota; Agaricomycetes; Boletales; Serpulaceae
Exons: 4
Coding region: 1-357 (118 amino acids)
Source: RefSeq, a predicted model, not a curated record